AUGUCCAAGUUUGCAGUGCGUGUAGACGCGGCGGUAUCCGCCCUCGGUGGUGGAGCUGGUGCUGGGCUAGAUGAGAAUGACUUCAUAGAUGCCUCCCGUCUCGUGUACGAUGCCGUCAGGGAGAUACGGCGGGCUGUGCUCAUGAACAGGGACGAAGAGGAACUAGACCCAGAAGAUGUGGAACUGGACGAGCAUUACACUCUCGAAACACGUAGCAAAUGUGAGCCGCGAUACUAUAGUAGUUGUACGAGUGAUGAUCUUGACACGGACACGGAGUUCGAACCCGUCGAGGACAUGACCAUGGAGACUAGGAGUCGAUCGAGUGCCCAUACCGGGGAGCACGGUGUGGACGAGUAUCCCGACAUCAGUGGCAUAACCAAUGCUAGGGAAGCCAUGCGCAAAAUGACAGAAGAGGACAAACGCAAGAUCCUACAACAAGUAGAACUCUUCAGACGCGAGAAGAUGACGUUCGACAACGAGGUGGCCAAGUGGGACGACGCUGGAAACGACAUCAUAAUGCUGGCGAAACAUAUGUGCAUGAUUAUGUUGGAAAUGACAGAUUUUACAAGAGGUCGUGGUCCUCUCAAGACAACAAUGGAUGUGAUCAACGCGGCCAAAAAGAUUUCUGAAGCUGGAACUAAACUGGACAAACUAACUAGAGAAAUUGCUGAACAGUGCCCAGAGUCUUCAACAAAGCAAGACCUACUGGCUUACCUCCAACGCAUAGCGCUGUAUUGCCAUCAAAUACAGAUAACAAGCAAAGUGAAAGCAGAUGUGCAAAAUAUAUCGGGAGAGCUGAUUGUUAGUGGGCUGGACAGUGCGACAUCUCUCAUACAAGCUGCCAAAAAUCUAAUGAAUGCAGUCGUCCUAACUGUGAAGGCUUCAUACGUCGCCUCUACGAAGUACACAAGGCAGGGAACUAUAGCGUCGCCGAUAGUUGUGUGGCGUAUGAAAGCACCGGAGAAGAAGCCCCUGAUCCGUCCCGAGAAGCCCGAGGAGGUGCGCGCGAAGGUGCGCCGCGGCAGCCAGAAGAAACAACCGAGCCCCGUGCACGCGCUCGCCGAGUUCCAGAGCCCCGCCGACAGUGUCUGG
Molecule: messenger RNA, 1092 nt
Organism: Brenthis ino (lesser marbled fritillary)
Lineage: Eukaryota; Metazoa; Arthropoda; Insecta; Lepidoptera; Nymphalidae
Source: the annotation of a GenBank genome assembly